This is a messenger RNA of Phytophthora sojae, 441 nucleotides long. RefSeq lists its product as hypothetical. The annotation marks the transcript as partial. The record is from RefSeq and is a predicted model, not a curated record. NCBI's taxonomy places the organism in Eukaryota, Oomycota, Peronosporomycetes, Peronosporales, Peronosporaceae. The transcript has a single exon.
CAAGACAACAUCGACUAUGAAGAUGGGUUUGACAGCCCGAGCGAUGAGUUGGCCCGUCAAGUGCGCGAAGUGAGUGAGAUGGAGCGACUGAAUUCGACUCCUCGGCUCGAGAUCGCUACGCACCGGCCGCUCGUGCAGAUCAAGAAAUUCUCAGGGGCCCGCAAUCGGAGCGAAAACUUUAUGCAGUGGCUCCGAGCUUUCGUCUACGAGAUGAAGGGAACGCACACUCCACCAAACGAGUGGUGCAUGGCUUUCGAGCUGAGCCUUCGGCACGGUGCCCUUCACUGGUACCGUCAACUCCCGAAGAGGACUAAGCGUCAGUGGAAGCGACUGAGCGAUGCGUUUAUCAAGUAUUACUGCUCGCAGUUUAGCCAGUCUGCGAAGACUCGCUACUACUCUGCGAAGCGCGAGUCCUCUGAACACCUUUGUGACUACCUCAAC